AUGGAGGAAGCUUCACUUCAAUUUAUUGAACUUUUAACAAAGUGUAAGGCAGCUAAAAUAAAUCCCCUAGACCUAAAGUCCUUGAAGGCUUUGGUGAGGGAACAAAAAUUUCGUUUGAACAAAAUAGAAUUGUUUGUUGCACUAACUUUUAUCCUUUCAUCGGUUACAUGGUUUCUAUUUUUGUUUUACUCAAAUAAUAGUCAGUGUUUAAUUGGUCUUCCUGAUAAUCUUCGGAAGGGAUUUCGACCACCAGUUCAAUGUAAAUUUUGUCAAGGUGUUUCGAACAUUCAAAAAGUUAAAAGAAUAUCCAGUGACGAAUUUGAGCAGAGAUUUGCUUACUCUGGGAUUCCCGUGGUUGUAACAGAUGCAACAGCUAAUUGGACAGCAUUAACAACUUUUGAUUUUUGGUAUUUCAAAGACACCUACAAUCUUGGAAAACGAAAACACAAAAUUUUGAACUGUCAAUUCUUCCCGUAUAAAUCUGGAUUUAGAAAUUUAUUCGAAGCAUUAGAAAAUCCACCAGAAUACUUUGACUCAGGUGAAAAAGCAUGGUAUUUCGGUUGGAGUAAUUGUAAUCCAGAAACAGCUGAACAAUUACGGCAACACUAUGGACGGCCGUAUUUUCUUCCUGAAACAUCAGAAAACAAUGCCGUCGAUUGGAUUUUUAUGGGAAGGUCUGGAUUGGGAGCACAUAUGCACGUAGAUAAUGUUCGAUUGCCAUCAUGGCAGGCUCAAUUGUCAGGAAGUAAAAAAUGGAUUUUAAUGCCUCCACCUGAAUGUUACUUCUGGUGUAAUCGUUUGGAAAUAGUAAUGGACGAAGGAGAUAUAAUUAUUUUAGAUACAAACAAAUGGUACCAUCAGACUGUUGUUCUUUCUGGAAAAAUAAGCAUAACUAUAGGAGCUGAAUAUGAUUGAAGUAAUAAUUAAAUACAUUUUUAAUAAUAAUUAAACAUUUAAAUAAAAUAUCUGGGAUAAUUGUAUUAGAAAUCUCUUUUAGAUUAGUUUCGUUUGAUGAUGUUUUUAAGUGAGUUCUAUCUUAAGAACUCAUAAGAAAAACUAGAAAAUAUCGUAAAACUGGUGACCUUACACAGAAACCUAAACAUGUUUUUAGUCUAGAAAAAGUAUUGCAAAAGAAUGAUUAAAAAAAGUAUUGCAUUAAUUUUUCUUCUAAUCAAAAAAUUGUCUAAAUACGA
Eupeodes corollae is the source of this 1193-nucleotide messenger RNA. RefSeq lists its product as uncharacterized. Bases 1 to 915 code for a protein of 304 amino acids. The transcript has 5 exons. The record is from RefSeq and is a predicted model, not a curated record. NCBI's taxonomy places the organism in Eukaryota, Metazoa, Arthropoda, Insecta, Diptera, Syrphidae.